AUGAAGGAGCUAAUUAACAAAUCAUUCGGUCGAUUCAUGAUUUCACGUCAACAAUCAUGCAACCAUUUACUAACUGCAUUCACACCCCCUGACUCUUUCGCUGUACUCUACUGCACCAUUGCAGCAGAAGCAGCAGCGGCUGACAUGGAGACAGUAAUAAGGAAGGGAUACAUGGGUGGUUUUUUGAAAGAAAGAGAGAAAAUGGUGGGGGCCCAGAGAGCAAGGAAAUCUAGAAAAGAAAGGCUGAUUUUCCCUCACAAGUUGUCAGCAACUGAGACAGAUCCUAGUGAGCCCACCAGGAGCAAAAUCACUCCCAAAAUUCACCCAACAAACAAAUGA
This is a messenger RNA of Sphenostylis stenocarpa, 339 nucleotides long. NCBI's taxonomy places the organism in Eukaryota, Viridiplantae, Streptophyta, Magnoliopsida, Fabales, Fabaceae. The record is from the annotation of a GenBank genome assembly.